Messenger RNA from Rotaria sp. Silwood2, 573 nucleotides. The record is from the annotation of a GenBank genome assembly. Lineage: Eukaryota; Metazoa; Rotifera; Eurotatoria; Philodinida; Philodinidae.
AUGAGUACUAUCCGUAUAAAUCGCGCUCAAUCAGCUUAUCAUCGACCGAGCCGUCAACCUACUACGAAUGUUCAAGCUUCACAUGUUAAACAACGUCCUACUACCAGUAUGAAUACAUCUGAACCUGAAACCAAUGUAUUGAGUGUACCUGCAUGGAGAACAUUAAAUCCAUCGGCUCCUUCAGGACCUAUAAAUAGCUGGCAACGACCAAAAACAACUAGUAUAAGUACAAUAACAAGUACACAAAUUUCAGCAGAUAGUUAUCAUCCAAAUGAAAUAGAACGUCUUUUGCGAUGUCUCGAUCGUAAUGACAAACGUAUUGUUCACGUUGAUUGUUUAGCUGAUUAUAGAAGACUUGUACAAACAAUUGAUAUACGUAGCACACUUCUUGAUCGUAAAUCAUUAUGUGCUUUACAACAACGUGAAAAUCGUAUUAUACAACGAAAUGCUUGUCGUGAUGUACGUUUUCAUUCCUUGUUGGAUGCACUUGCACCAUCACAUGCGAUGGGAAUUGAACAAAAUAAUUCGAAUAAUACUAAUCAUAAUAAUGUUUCAGAAAUAUCAAUCGAAUGA